UUCUAUCAACUGCGCGCCACUUCCAUUAGAAAGCGCAAUGAAGCCAAACAAGUUUUUCAUUACGCUUUCUAUCAUUUACUGUUUAUUUUCAACGUUGCUUUUACCUGUGUCGUCAAAUAUUUCUGAGGAAUACAAAUUCGGGUCGGUAGAUAAGCGGAGACUGGAAAAUAUGACCAACGAAGGUUUUCCUGUAAAUCAAACAGAUAUACCAGCACCUGUACUGAAUAAUACUAUGCCUUCUUUAUCUCCAGUAAAAGAAACUCCUAAUCCAACCGACAAUUCCAGUUUGGAGACCACACAGGAAGAGCCUGACAAGGGAGAUGAUAAUACUUCAGUUCAAAGUGAUCAGUCGGAACCUGUAGAGUCAGCCACAAGCAAAUUUUCCUUCUGGAGUUAUUUGAUUCUCAUUAUCGGAGUGCUUUUACCUCCUCUUUUCGUCUACUUUGGUGUUCGGGAAUAUCAGAGAAACAAUUUGAAUCACAGACGUCAUUAUCCAUUCGUGAACACUAGAAUAUCCGAUAUAGAGGUUUCCGAUGAGACAAAGGAUAGUCUAGCUCAUUCAUAGUUUUACUUUAUACGGAGCUGUUCAAAACGGUAUGAUCAUUCUAUGAAUGCAGAAAAAAUAUUGCGCUUUCUAGUAAAGUUUCAAACGCUUUUCUGCUCAAAUUUGUAUUCAUAUAAUUUGUACAUUUGUCCAAAAGUUUGCCUCUAGUCUUGGAGGGUCCUGGUAUAUUAGCGAUGGAUGUCCAGUUUGAAAAGAUUUGUGUACAUUCGGCUCCCUGAUAUGGCACAGCAUUCCGAAAAUCUUGUUCUUGAUAUCUUAAAUAUUUCAUUCCCAGAUAUGUGGCCAUUAUAUAGAAACCGUUGUUCAUUGCCAUCUUGUAGGGAAAGACCUCUAUGACGACACUUUGUGAUGGCAG
Molecule: messenger RNA, 920 nt
Organism: Galdieria sulphuraria
Lineage: Eukaryota; Rhodophyta; Bangiophyceae; Galdieriales; Galdieriaceae
Exons: 3
Coding region: 38-565 (175 amino acids)
Source: RefSeq, a predicted model, not a curated record